ACCAACGCUAUGCCGGGAUGUGUUGUGAUCGUAUAUAAAUCCGCUGACUCUUCGAAUCGUUAACAAUUUGAUUUGUGAGCCUUUACAGUCAAGUCACGCGUCUUCUCCUCGCUUUCAAUUUAUCGUUUUUUUUUUUACAAAUAAUUUCAUCAAAAUGAAAUUCCUCAUUGUAUUAUUCUUCGUUGCUGCUGCAUCAGCCGCUGCCAUCGAUGAUAGCGAGAAGAAACAAGACAAACGUGGAGUUCUUGGUGUAGGAUAUGGAUAUGGUGGAUAUGGUGGCUUUGGUGGUCUUCAUGCACCAAUUGCUGCCCCAAUCGCUGCACCAUUUGCUUCAUACCACGCUCCAUUGGCCGUGCAUGCUCCAGCUAUUGCUCAUGCCCCAGCCGCAGUUGUAUCACACUCAACCGUUGCCCAUGCUCCUCUAGGAUACCCUGCACCUUUUGGAUACCACGCACCUCUCGGAGGUCUUGGUUAUGGAUAUGGAGGAGGUUACCCAUAUGGUGGUCAUGGCUAUGCAGGUCUUGGAUACAGCCAUGGCUAUGGAUUGAGCCACGGUUACGGUGGUUAUGGAUUAGGUUAUGGAUUGCAUUAAAUUCAUCAAAAUCAGCACAGAAAAAUCAUAAAUUUAUUUAAUUAAAUUAACAUCCAUCUAAAUUAAAAAAAGGAAAAAAAUAAGCAGAAUUCGUCAAUAACUUGAUCUUUAUGUGCAAUUUGGUCACGAUUGCAAACAAAAGAAAGAAAUAAAAUAAAAGUUUCGAAAAACCAAAAGAAAAUUGUGUUUUUUUUUUAAAUGUAAAUUGAAUUGAAACACUUGUCUAGUUCUUCUUUUAAAUAAAAUUUAUUUCAUUUUUUAAUCAAUUCAUCCAUUAUAUCAAUAACUUGUUCAUCUUAAAAAACUAUUUCUACAUUUGGACUCAUCGCAAUUAUCUACGUGUAUUUUCCAUUAUCAUAAAAAAAAUUCAUCUAUUAAUAUUAUAAAGAAAAUAUAUGGAUAUAUUACAUUUCGUUUACAUCUGUUCAUCUAUCA
This is a messenger RNA of Sitodiplosis mosellana (orange wheat blossom midge), 1027 nucleotides long. RefSeq names its product cuticle protein 65-like. The transcript is spliced from 4 exons. The record is from RefSeq and is a predicted model, not a curated record. Lineage: Eukaryota; Metazoa; Arthropoda; Insecta; Diptera; Cecidomyiidae. The coding region runs from base 155 to 592 and encodes 145 amino acids.